AUGCCUCCAAGUUCAAGCCUCAGCUGGAGGAAAUGGCCAACAAAGUCAUCACACCCCGCCAGUAGUGCCCAAGACAUGCGAACAGAGACUUUUUUCUACAAUAGUGCGCGGCGCCAGGGCAAGAUUACAGGCCCGCCGGUGCUGCAAAUUGCUGGUGUCAACACCACAUUCAGUUACGGCGGUCUGGCAAAGCUGGGGAAGGAAGGUUUGCAGGGCUUAGCCUUCCGUGACGGUCAAUUCCACAGCAUGGUCGAAAUAAUUCAUGGAGAGGACUUGAAAACGCGAGGCAAUGAACACUUUGGAUUCAAGGAUGGUAUCGCGCAGCCUCAACUGGAGGGUCUUAAUGACCCAAGGGCCAACACGCGCAAGAAAUCUUUCAGAAGCACGCCGCCAGGGGUCAUUAUUACCGGACGCGGCCGGGGGCACAAUGAACCCGACUGGGCUAAGGAUGGUAGUUACAUGGCCUCUAGGAAGUUGAGACAUUUUUUCCUGGAAUUCAAAGACUUUUUACAGCGAGAGACUUCCCGUCUGGGAUAUGCUCCAGAACAAUUAGGCACGCGCCUGGUUGGACGCUGGGAGAGUGGCGCUGAGAAGGACGACUUCCACUUCACCAAAAAUGACCAAUCAGAGUGCCCCUUUGCAGCCCAUAUCCGCAAGGCGAGGCCUUGA
Aspergillus chevalieri is the source of this 669-nucleotide messenger RNA. RefSeq lists its product as uncharacterized. The transcript has 7 exons. Gene Ontology annotation, molecular function: heme binding; peroxidase activity. Gene Ontology annotation, cellular component: cytosol. The record is from RefSeq and is a predicted model, not a curated record. Bases 1 to 669 code for a protein of 222 amino acids. Lineage: Eukaryota; Fungi; Ascomycota; Eurotiomycetes; Eurotiales; Aspergillaceae.